Daldinia childiae is the source of this 2100-nucleotide messenger RNA. RefSeq lists its product as uncharacterized. The record is from RefSeq and is a predicted model, not a curated record. Gene Ontology annotation, molecular function: DNA-binding transcription factor activity, RNA polymerase II-specific; transcription cis-regulatory region binding. The transcript is spliced from 4 exons. The coding region runs from base 1 to 2100 and encodes 699 amino acids. Gene Ontology annotation, cellular component: nucleus. Gene Ontology annotation, biological process: regulation of DNA-templated transcription. NCBI's taxonomy places the organism in Eukaryota, Fungi, Ascomycota, Sordariomycetes, Xylariales, Hypoxylaceae.
AUGGAUAAACCAAAGAACUCCGCUAUCGCCAAAUGGGGGGCCGCAUGCUCGCCGUGUGCUCUCGCAAAGGCUAAGUGCCUGCGCUCAAGCAACAGGUCGAGCGUUAGGUGUGAUAGAAAGACAGCACAGCUUGAGGAGAGACUUAAUAGCCUCGUCGAUUUUAUUAAGGCCACCAACUCAGGAGAUAUCCCUGUCCCGUUAAGGCAGGUUUCUGAGGCCAAAUCCACUACAUCUACAUCGUCCCUAGAGGCGACCGCAGAUGCGGCACCAAUACAGAGCCGAAAGCGAAUUAGCACCGAUUCUCCAAACCAAUCUUCAAGCUCAAAUUAUGGACAACCACCUGCAAUUCCUGAUUAUUACAAUGAACAUGCCCCUCGUGUAUGUGUCUGCCGUACUCAAGCCGGCGAGAGCCCUGCUUCGCCUGAGUCCGACGAGGUCUUAUUGUCGAUAUUCGUUGACGAGCUUGUCCCUAAUUACCCGUUUGUCGUACUUCCGCCAGGCUUCACGGCCUCGGAAUUGGCAUUGAAGUAUCCUUUCCUAUUCGCCACAGUUCGAAUGAUCGCGUCUUAUCGUAACCUAAGUUCGCUAAGGUCACAGAACUACUUCAUAAUGAGACACAUAUCCGAGCAGAUGCUUAUGCGUUCAGAGCGGUCUCUAGAAAUACUCCAAUCAAUUCUCCUAGUCGUGGGAUACUAUCACUACCAUUGUAUAAUGCACGCUCAGAUGAACAAUUUGAUCGCACUAGCGAACAGUUUAGUAUCAGACCUCGGCAUUAACAAGCUUCCCGAAUUACAGGAAAAGACAAAAUUAUUGAUUUCAGCUCCCGAAGCCCCGAAAAGCAGGAUGAAUGACGAGAGGAGGGCGCUCUGCGGAGUCUGGUAUAUGACCUCGGUUGUCUCGCUCUCGUUUCAGCGAAUCGAGCCGCCAAAAUACACGCCGUACAUAGAUCAAUGUCUUCGGGAGCUCGAGACCGAUCAGGAGUAUGGAACUGAUUCACUCCUCGUCCAUCUAGUGCGGAUCCAGCACAUGUCUGAGCGUAUUUCUCAACUACACGCGAAAGACCACGACGAGAGCGAAUUGGCUGGUAUUACCCGUGCUCCUAUGAGUGCAUAUUCCAGCGUGUUUCACGCGGAGAUAGAAAACUUUAAGGCCUCACUACCUCGUCAUCUCUUAUCAAACAAGCUGCUCAUGUGCCAUAUUAAUACAGCGUCUUUACGCUUAUGGGAGCCGCCGCGGAUUGAUGCUACGCUCCUCGAAAAAAUAUCGAACUCGUUAUCAUCUCUAACUCUAGAUUCUGCUUCUUCACUCGAUGUUUUCUAUCGAUCUGGGACCGCGCUCAAGGCCUGGUUCGAAGCUUGGCUAGCUAUCGACGUCGCGGAUUACUUUGUCUUACCCAUGCCUAUCUCGGCCCAGCUCAUCAACUCUGUAAUAAUGCUAGUCCGCUGGUCCAAGCUGACAAGCCCCGACCGGAGUUUUACAUCUACCCCGACCACGACGACUAGUUCUUCAUUGCCACAGAUGGUACGAAGUGAUCCAGGUUGCAGCGGUGCGGCGCUAGUCUCCGCACCGACAGUCGGAGUCAAAGACAUAGAUCUAGAUCCCUCAAUUCCCGCCGCAGUACGCACUAUCAGGUCUCACCUUCUCUCUCAAUCCGAGCUCCGGAUAGAUGCCACUGGGAUCUUACAGGGUAUGGUAACGCGAUGCGAGCAGGCACGAGAGGCCUGCGAAAAACAGAGGGGCUUAACUUGCGAGAAUGAUAUAUGGGAUAUGGCUGCGAGGAAACUCAAGAGCACUCGCGCUAAGCUGGAGAGAUGGGCUGAGAUGGUAGCCGCCGUAGGUGGCGAGGGUCGUCGACCUGAUCUAUCAUCAAAUGCCAACAUUGCUAGAGAGGUUGACCUCGGCAAUAGUAAUGGUAUGGGAGGAAAUUGGCCUCCCAUGCCUUCGGGGAUGAACGUCUCUACCCAGUUUUCGCUUGAGGAGUGGAGUCCCGGCGCUUGGUGGGCGAGCGACUUCUUCGAGGGAUCGGGCAUGGAUCAGAAUUUCUUUGAUGGGCCGGGUGACUAUGGUACGGUUGUUAUGGAUUGUAUGGAGCCCCCGUAG